This is a messenger RNA of Aplosporella prunicola CBS 121167, 537 nucleotides long. RefSeq lists its product as uncharacterized. NCBI's taxonomy places the organism in Eukaryota, Fungi, Ascomycota, Dothideomycetes, Botryosphaeriales, Aplosporellaceae. The coding region runs from base 1 to 537 and encodes 178 amino acids. The record is from RefSeq and is a predicted model, not a curated record. The transcript is spliced from 2 exons.
AUGACAGGCCGAGGUCCUCCAUCGCACCCACAAGUUCCGAGAAAGUGGUACGGAGAACCAGGAGGCCUUUUUGGAAUGUUUGUACUGGCCGAUGUCCCGACCAAUAUCUUAGACGAAAUACUCGACGAAAUUUAUGAAGAGUUCGACUGUCCUAGAAUUUGGCUAGCGACAGAUACAGUAGAAGUACCUAUUACGUCGGACCAUCCUAACAUGACAAUAACACCACUCGACCCUAGUUGGCGUUCGCCUUACUUAGGAAAGACUAUUCCAAAUAUAGUUAACUUCCUAAAGUCUCUUCCUCAGUCUGAAGACUUCGAUAGACGCCACUUUCUUACUAUUGAUGAGGAGUGCAUACAAGGAGAAAGAAGAUGGAUUAAGGGAUACCGUAUUGAAGGAGGCUUAGAUGAUAAAGAAAACGAGUGGACUGAAGUUGCUGGCGAACCAGUUAGUAUAGCUACUCUUGUUUUCGGAUAUGAAAUUGGUGACUGGGAGGAGUUGGUCCAAGCAUGGACAUGGCACGGUAGAGCGAUAAAGUAG